AUGAAUGAUUUAAAUAAAUUAAAAGAUAAUCCUAUAUAUAAAAAUAGCACUAAUGAUUUAUAUCUUAUAGAAAAAGAAAGUAUAACUAUAAUAACCGAUGAUGAAAAUAAUAAUGAAGAAAAAAAUAAUAUAAAUAUUUCAAAAAGAAAUAAUUUAAAAAUUAUGCCUUAUGUUAAUAACUAUAAAAAUUUAAUCAAUAGAAAAAAUACAUUUUAUUCAGAAAGUUUAUGUAAUAUGGAAAAGAGUAAAACACAUCAUAACAAUAAUGACAACAUUGAUAAUAGAAAUACUGAUGAAGAUUUAAUGUUGCUAAAAAAAUUUGAAAGAACUAACUUUUUUAGUGAAUCAAAUGAUUCUAAUAUAGAGAGUUUUGAAAAAUGCUUAAAUAAUAAUAAGAGAAAUGAAUUAAUUAAUCUUAAAUGUACCAAUCAAAUAAUGAACGAUGAUAAUAUUGUUCUAAAUAACAGAGAUUCAAAAAAACAAGAAAUUUUUCAAAAUUUCAAUUCUAUAGAAAAUAUUAAAGAUUCCGAUAACUUCAUUUAUCUAAAUAAUUUUAAAUUUAAGAAGGGUAAUGAAAUUGUAGCAAAUGAAAAUGUUCAGAGUAAUUUUAAAAAUAAAGUUGAACUUAAUGUUGAAAAUAGCAAAGAAAGUGGUACCGAAAAUGUUUCUGAAAAUGAUACUGUAAAAGAUGUAUCAUUUAAUUUUCAAAAUUUAAAUAAUAAUUAUUUUAAUUAUAAAAAUAAAAAAUUAAGUAACGACUGUUAUCUUAAAAUAAAAUUUAAUCAAAUAUCUGAUUUCAAUAUAGAGAAUGAAUAUCAGAAUGCUAAUAAUUUUAAUAUCAAAUAUAAAAAAAUUUUUAAUUCAAUGAUUGAUAGUAUUCUAAGUUAUCCACAUAUGUAUUUUUAUGAAUCAAAUUAUAUAAACGAAAAAUACGAAAAAAAUUAUAUAUAUAAUAAAAAAAUUAAUAAAAGUGAGCAAAUAAAUAAUAUUCCUUUUAGUACAUUUCCAAUUAGUAAGGAUAAAACUAUUUUUCACAUACAUAAUAAUAAUAGUAUAGGCAAAAAUAACAAAAAUAUUUUUAAAUGUAACAUUGAUAAUUCAAAAAAUUUUAUUUUAUCAAAUUAUAAUAGAGAAAUAUCUAAUAUUUAUUCAUGCAGUGAUAAUUUGAAUCAUUUAAGUAACAACAAUACGACUGAUUAUUCUUCAUUUUCUUCUAAUAAUUUGCAACACAAAUUAAGAAGUAUCAAUAACGUUUCUAAUUUUCAUAUGAAUAAUUUAUUUAAAAGUAAUAAUAAAAAAAAUAAUUUAAAUUAUGAUGAAAAAAAAUUUGUUCAGGCUUUAAUAUAUUAUAACAAUAUGAUUAAUAAAUCUCAUAUGAAUAAUUUAAAAAGCGAUUUAAAUGAAGUUUUAUAUGAUAAUUCCUCUUCAAGAAAUGAAUUAUUUUUUAAUGAAAAUGAUUUUAAUUACACAAAUAAUUUAUUAAAUAAUGAAAAAUAUAAAAUGCAAGAUGCCUGUUCAAAUUAUUUUAAUAACAAUUAUACAUUUAAUCUAUAUAAUGAUUCCACUUAUGGGAAAUAUUUGAGUAAAUGCAAAGAUGAAGCAUAUGUGACAAGUACAUGUAUUAACAACUUUGGAAAAAGUAAUGAUAAUGGUAAUAUUACUUUUAAUAGCAAUAGUACUAUUUUUAAAACUAGUGAUAAUUAUAGUAUUAUUAAUAAUAAAAAUAAUAAAUGUGAUGAUAAUAUAAAGAGCAUGGAUGAGAUUACAUAUAAUUAUUAUAAAAGUAUUUAUAAUAGCAAUUCAAAAAAAAAAAAAAGUUACAAAAAUGAACAAAAUAAAAGCUUUGAUAUUAAGAAAAUAAAAAAUAGAAUAAAAGAAUUACAACAUAAAAUAAAAGGUGAUUUAAGUGAAUUAAGUAAUAAAAAUAUAAAUGAAAAAAAAAAUUUAAAUAAUCAUAAUAAAUUAAAAGGUACAUUUAAAAAUAAAACAAGAAAAGGGAGUGUUAAUAAUUGUGUACUUAAUAAAAAUAUGGAAUCUUUCCAUAAUAAAAAAAAUCGUAAUUAUUUGAAUUAUAUAAAUGAGACAGAUAACAAAAUUUAUGUAAACACAAUAAAUGAGAAUAUCUUUAUUAAGUAUAUUUCAAAACAAAUUUAUAAUUCUUUUAAUAAUUGUAUUAGUUUCUUAUGUUUAAGUGCCAAUGAUGAUAAAGAAAUAUUUGAAGAUUUGUUUUUUACUUAUUCUAAAUUAUUUGAUAUGGAAAUAAAUAAUAAUAUAAAUAUAAGAAAUAUGGAAAGUGAAAAAGAUAAUCACUAUUUCUAUUUUAUACAUACUUUAAAUAAAAAAAAUAAUUAUAAAAUAAUAAAAAAGGAAAAGAUGUAUUUCUAUUAUAAAUUGAAAGAAUUGGUAAAGCAUCAAUACAAGAUGAAUAUAUUAUAUGAAUUUAUAAAGAAUUUGAAUACAAAUGAAAUUAAAAAUAAUGAUAAAAAACAAAUUGAAACACAAAUAAUAAAUAGUAAUAAUAAUAAUAAUAAUAAUGAAGAAUUUGAUAUAUGUACACAAACAGAUUUUAAAAAUUGCCAAGUAUUGUAUGAAAAUUAUUUAGAAUAUUUGAAAAAGUUUUAUUUAGAUGAUAUAUAUUAUGAAAAAUUAUGUUUAAGAGAUAUGCGGCAUAUGAUUUUUAAUAAAGAUAAAUGGUCAUAUAAUUUAUUAAAUUCAUACUCGGAAAAAUUAAAUGAUGUAAUUAAUAUAUGUUAUACUGACAUGAACAAAUUUGAAAAUAUUACAAAUAAAAAAGAAGAAAAUUAUAAUAAUAAUAAUAAUAAUAAUGGUAAUAAUAACAAUUAUAACGUUAAAAAUACAAUUCUUAACGAAUAUAAUAGCUCAAUAGAAUAUAAUAAUGGAUUAAAUAAUAAAAGAGAAAUAGACGUAUAUAAGGACAUAGGAAUAAUAAGAAAAACAGGAACCGAAAUUAAAAACGAAAAAAGUAAUUUAUAUAAAGGUAUAAAUAGUAAAAAUGAAAUGAGUAAAAGACAAUGUACAAAAGUAAAAUACAUCAAUAUGAUAAAUGCAAAUGUAGAAAAUGAAAGAGAAAUAUUAAUAAGAAAUGAAUUAAAAGAGUUUUUUAGAUUUAAAAAAAAAUUUAAAAAAAUUUUAUCUAAGAAAGAAAAUAUAAUAGAUAAUUCCAAAAAGGUAUGUAUAUAUAAAAUAAGAAAAAUUAUGAGAAAUUUAUGUAAAUUGUCAAAUAUUAAAUAUAAAACCUUUUUAAUUCAUGAAUUAUAUAGAGUGUUUUUUAAAUUUACAAAAGAUAAAAAAAAAAAAAAUCAGAAUAAAAUGGAAAAUUUAGAAAGAAAACCUUUAAAAAUAAUUUUGAAUAGUAAAAUAAGUAAAAUUAAAAAUGAAAAAGUAAAAGAUCAUUUUAAUUCAGAUGAAAGUUUUAUUUCGUUAGCAAAAAAAGAAAAAGAAAAAAAACAGGAUAUUAUUGAAGUUAAUAGAAAAAAGCUAAAGAAGGAAGCAGAAGAACAAAGAGAAAAGAAGAAACAAAAAAUUGAAAGAAAAGAACCAAAAGAAGAAAAAGAACUAGAGAAGAACAAAUAUGAAAAGGAUGAAGAAAAUAGUAACUAUACUGAAGAAAAAAAGCAAAGUAAAAAUAGAGUAAUAGAAAUAGGAAAAAAUAAAUAUUCUCCAGAUAAUAUAAGAAAUCAAAAUUUAAAUAAAAAAAAGAGACAUAUGAUAUAUGACACAGAAUAUAUCGAGGGUAUUGGAAAACUUGAUGAAAUUAAAGAGAACAUAAUUACAUAUAAUAAGAAAAAUAGACGUAAUCCUGUAGAAUUAAAUAAAUUAGAGGAAACAAAUUAUGAAACAUCUGAAAAAAGAAAAAAAUAUAACUCAAGUAUAGAAAAUAAAGAAAUCUAUGUAUAUAUAAGGGGUAAUUUAGAUGUUUACUUAAAUGAAAAUAUGAAUGUAAAAUUUGAUAAAUGUAAUAUUUUUUUUAAAAAAAAACAUAUAAAUAAUGAUUUUAAAAUGAAUUUCGAUAAAAAUUUUUGUCAUAUUUUUUUUAACAAAAUAUUAGUAAAUUGUAUAAAGGAUAUACAAUUAAAGAAAAUAUAUUUUUCAUCAUUACACAAUGAUAUUAGUGAUAGUAAAAGUAAUAAUCCCAGUGAUUGUGAAGAGGAAAAUAAAAUAUUAACAAAAGACAGUUGUAUUUACAAGGUUAAUUCGUUAAAACAAGAUGAAAUAAUGUUAUUGUUUAAAAUUUUAUAUAGAAAUUUUUAUAAAUAUAUGCCUAAAUUAACUUUUAAUUCUAAUUUGGGAAUUCAUUAUUACUUUCCUAUGUUUUCAAAAAAUGAAAAUUUAUUUAAUAUUAAAAAAAGCAUAAUUUAUGAAAAAUUAGAUGAUACAUUUUAUUUUAAUUUCUUUUUAAGUAAAUAUAUAAAUUUAAAAGAGGGAGAAUUAUAUAAUCCGAAAAUUUUUUUUUGUUUUGACAGAGAACUAAUUUUAUCAAUUAUUUUAUAUUUAAAUAAAAACUUAGGAAACUUAUCUAUUCUUCACAAAUUGUAUGAAGAACAUGAAUAUUUGGAAUAUUUAAAAAAUAAUUAUUUUUAUAAUAAAUAUUGUGACAAUGAGAUAGUAAAUCAUGAAGACAGAUAUUUUAACAUAAUUAAAAAUUAUCUUAAUAAAGUAAUUAUACCAUAUUGUGAUCAUUCAAACUUUUAA
Messenger RNA from Plasmodium relictum, 4713 nucleotides. Its product is annotated as conserved Plasmodium protein, unknown function. The record is from RefSeq and is a predicted model, not a curated record. Bases 1 to 4713 code for a protein of 1570 amino acids. The transcript has a single exon. NCBI's taxonomy places the organism in Eukaryota, Apicomplexa, Aconoidasida, Haemosporida, Plasmodiidae.